Molecule: messenger RNA, 1286 nt
Organism: Nanorana parkeri
Lineage: Eukaryota; Metazoa; Chordata; Amphibia; Anura; Dicroglossidae
Gene: XRCC4
Product: X-ray repair cross complementing 4
Exons: 8
Coding region: 76-1086 (336 amino acids)
Biological process (GO): positive regulation of ligase activity; response to X-ray; immunoglobulin V(D)J recombination
Cellular component (GO): DNA ligase IV complex; DNA-dependent protein kinase-DNA ligase 4 complex; nucleus
Molecular function (GO): DNA binding
Source: RefSeq, a predicted model, not a curated record
GCUCUAACUGCCCCUAUGUAGAGGCGGAAGAGAGAAGUUACGUUGAUCGGUGAGUCGGUAAUCAUACUACAGACCAUGGAGAAAACGGUUCAGAAGAUUGCUAUUGCCUCUAACCCAGGAGGAACAUAUUUCUUACAGAUUGGUUGGGAGGAAGAUUUAGAUAAAGGAUUUACUGUAACACUUUGUGAUGGACAAACUGCAUUGACUGGUGAAGUGUCCACGGAAGAUGUAUCCAGGGAAGCAGCAGAUAUAGAGAUGGAAAAGGCAAAAUAUGUUGAUGAGUUAAACAAAGCUCUGAUUUCUGCAACACUGCCAGCUAGCAAAUAUAGUUUUGAUCUGGUAAAGGAUGAAAAGGAUUAUGACACAUACUGCUUUACGUAUGAGAAGAAAUUAAGGGAUGUUUCGUUUAAACUUGGAUCACUGCAACUCAAGAAUGUGAAAGAACCAGCUGAAAUCAUCAAAGAUUUAAUUAACUAUUGCCUAACCACUACAACAGAAUUACAUAGUAAAAAUGAACAUCUUCAAAAAGAAAAUGAAAGGUUGCAGCGUGACUGGGUUGACAUGCAAGAACAGAUGGAGAAGUUUGUGAGCAGUAAAGAAGAAUUAGAGCAAGAUCUCUAUACUCGAUUUACCUGUGUGCUCAAUGAAAAGAAAGCUAAGAUAAGGAGUCUCAAUGAAAAGUUGUCAAGGGGUCAAACGAAAGCAUCGGAAGAAAGCAACAGUUCUAUUCCAUUUGAUACCGUUCCUGUCAGCGACAUUAAGAAUGAUGACUAUGAUGCCUCAACCGAUGAAGACAGCAAAAGUCCAGAACUCACAAUCAAGGCUGCGCCACCUCCUUUAUCCAGACGUCGAUCUUUAGUGCACAGUCCUGACGAUUCUCCAGAUGUAGCUCCAAGCAGAAAGCGGAGACAACGGGGACAGAAAAUGUCUUAUGCAGAAUUAAAGGAAAAGGCCACUAAGCCAGAAGAUAUAAGAUGUAAAGCAGCCUCUUCAAAGACAACUGGCAAGAAUCCUUCAUCAGAAAAUCUGCCCUUACCAACAUCAAAAACCACUCCAGAUCCAGAUGACCUUUUCAGUGACAUUUAGCUAAACCCCUAAUCCACUCCGGCUUAAAUAAACAGAUCUGGAGCAAUUAUUUCAUGAUAAAUAUAUAAUGUCUCUACAAAUGCACCACUUGUGUCACAGACAUGCUCCAUGUUUGUUCUGUUAGAGAGAUCUUUAAGAUAUUUUUGUAGGGACUUUAAAUAUUUACAGAUUUUUUUUUCAAACAUAUGUUUUUAUUUCAA